AUGGGAAAAAAAACUAAAAACAAUGCUUCUACACUAAAGAAGUUUGUACAUAAACCAAGGUUUGGUAAUAAUUUUUUGGUGGAUCCUCAAGGUACUGCUGGUGGGUUACUUCUGUUGUGGAAUGAUGAAGUGACUGUCCAUAUUCAACUCACUUCUUCUUUCUUUAUUGUGGCUGCAGUGCAAUUAGAAGAUGGUUCUUUGUUUGAUGUAAUCUUUUGUCAUCUUCACUGUAACCCAGCAAUUAGGUGUUCUCAGUUCCUUUGUUUAGCUGCUUUAAAAUCUCAGUUGUUAAAUAACUUUGUAGUGUGUGGAGAUUUUAAUGAUAUAUUGUACCCUUCUGAGAAAGAAGGUGGACUUGCCUAUGUCCCAGCUUCUCAUUUCCAAUUUCUGAAUUUCAUUCGUGAAUUAUGUUUAUUAGACCUUGGAUAUAUUGGUAGCCAUUUUACAUGGUCUAAUAGGAGGCAAUAUCCUGAUUUGAUAAGACUCAGGCUUGAUCGGGUUUUAGCUUCAGGGGGUUGGACAUCCUUAUUCCCACAGGCAAACAUUCUACACCUAUCUGAUUUAGGGUCAGAUCAUUGCCCUCUACUGUUAAAUACUCAGAAUUUUAUACCUCGUCGAUCUUUCUUGUUCAAAUUUGAUAGAAGAUGGGGUACACAUCCUGAGGUGUUACCAUUACUCACUAAUAUUUGGGGGACAUCUGUAGCAGGAUCUAAGUUGUACCAAGUUUUUACUAAAUUGAAACAAACUAGACAUCAUUUGAAAACUUGGAGUUCUCAACUUUACAAGAGAUCCUAUCGCAAUACAGAAGCUAUUACACGCAGAAUAAUAGAUCUCAAGCAAAUUUCUCCUAUGGAUAUAGAUUGGUCAACUAUUCGAGAUUUGGAGUAUCAGUUAAAACAGUUUCAUAUUCAAGAUGAAAUAUAUUGGGCUCAAAAAUCAAGAGUUCAAUGGUUAAAAUGUGGGGACUGCAACUCCAAAUUUUUUCAUGCCAAAUAUAAAGAGAGGAACCGAAGAAACAACAUUUCUGGUUUGAGAAGUAUGCAGGGUUCUUGGGUUACUGAUCAAAUUUCAAUUAAUACUCUCAUCCUCAAUCAUUUUCAAAAUAUAUAUCAAACCAGUGUUCCAGUUGGGAUUGAAUCUUGUUUACAACAUUUCCCAUCAACUAUUACAGCAACAAUGAAUGCCUCUUUAUCAAGCCCUAUAACAGCAGCUGAAGUUCAUACUGCAAUUUUCUCUAUUAAUUCUUGGAAGGCUCCAGGUAUUGAUGGAUUUACAUCCUUCUUUUUUCAAACUUAUUGGCCUUUGAUUGGAAAUCAAAUUACUCAAGCAGUACAAUCUUUUUUUUUUAUUAAAGGAAGGAUGCUUAAGAGUAUUAAUCAUACUCUUAUUGUUUUAAUUCCUAAAGUCAAGUGGCCACAACAAGUGUCUGAUUUCCGACCCAUAAGUUUAUGCAAUGUGCUUUACAAAAUUAUUUCAAAGAUCUUGACUGCUCGAUUGCAAGAAGUUCUCCCUCACAUUAUCAGCUACAGCCAGAAUGCUUUUGUAAAGAAUAGGGUUAUAUCUGAAAAUAUUUUGCUCGUUCAUGAAAUACUACAUUCUUUCAAGCAUCAGAAAACUAAACAUAGUCAGAAUUUGGCUUUAAAGCUUGAUAUAAGCAAAGCGUAUGAUAGAAUUGAAUGGAGUUUUUUGCAACACAUUAUGCAGAAAUGGGGUUUUUCAGAUAUCUUCAUCAAUUGGAUUAUGCAAUGUGUGACUUCGGUAACUUUCUCAAUUCAAAUUAAUGGUCAUAUUCAGGGGUAUUUUCAUCCAUCUCGAGGUUUGCGACAAGGAGAUCCUUUGUCUCCUUUAUUAUUUGUUAUUUGUGCUCAGGGUUUAUCUCAUAUGAUUGAUCAAGCUGUCAAUUCAGGUUUUUUGUCUGGUAUCAAAUUGCAAAGGAAUGGACCAGUUAUAUCGCAUUUAUUAUUUGCGGAUGAUUCCAUUAUUUUCUCACAGGCUGAUAUGCAAUCAGUUAUUCGAAUCCAACCUCUGUUACAUAAAUAUGCUUUAGCAAGUGGACAAGUGAUUAACAUGGAUAAAUCUGAUCUAUUUUUUAGUGCAAAUGUGGAUUCUCAGUUGCGACGACAGAUAGCUUCUUUCAUGCAGAUUCAGCAUCAAUCCCAAUCUCAGAAGUAUUUAAGAAUUCCUACUUUCUUUGGAGCUUCUAAAAGUGUUACUUUCAGUCAUAUUGUGCACAAGAUUCAGCAUAAACUGAAUGGUUGGACAGAAAACUACCUUUCUAUGGGAGGUAAGGAGGUGUUAAUAAAGGCUAUCAUCUCUGCUAUACCCAUUUAUACAAUGAUGUGCUUUCGCCUUCCUGUUUCAUUAUGCAACAAAAUUAAUCAAAUGGUGGCUACUUAUUGGUGGGGUCAAAAUGGAGAUAUAAGAAAAAUGCAUUGGAUUGCAUGGUCUACUAUUUGUCAAAGCAAAUGGAAUGGUGGCCUCGGAUUUAAAGAUAUGGCUUGCUUCAAUCAAAGUUUACUUGCAAAACAAGUUUGGAGAUUAGUUCAGUCUCCAAAUUCGUUAUUAUCUCAGGUUUUGAAAGCAAGAUAUUUUCCUCAUACUGAUAUCUUACAUGCUUCUAUUGGAAGACGACCUUCAUGGGGUUGGCGAAGCUUAAUUCAUGGUCUUCGAUUGUUGAAACAGGGCCUCCUUUGGCAAAUAAACUCAGGAAAUAGUGUUCACUGUUUUACUCAACCUUGGAUUCCUCCAACUUAUCCAUUUCUUCCUCAUGCACGAAAUUUAGUAUCUCAUCCAGACUUGAGCAUGAAAGUUGCUGAUCUUAAAGUUCCUUCAACUGCUACUUGGGAUCCAGAUGGUCAAUUCACGGUAAAAUCUGGCUAUCAUACAGCAUUACAAAAAAAAUAUCCUAUGCAUCUUGUUGCCGUGCCAAAUUUUAAUCCUGCACGCUGGAAAUUCUUAUGGAAUCUUUUACUUCCAAACAAGAUUAAGAUUUUUCUAUGGCGAGCCAUACAUGGUGGUCUAGCUACAGGCGCAGAACUAGAUAGGAGAUUGCAAACAUCGCAUUGUUGUUCCUUUUGUGGUGAAAUGGAGACUUUGGAACAUCUUUUUUUUGAAUGUCCCCAAGUAGUUCAGGUUUGGUUCCUUAGUCCUCUUUCUCUGCGUGCUUCCAAUUUUCCAUCUAUUCAUUUCUCACAGUUAUGGUUGAUUAUUACUGAUCAGUUGCACCAAAUGGAUUCUUCAAACAGUAGUGUCCAACUUUUCUGUUUUAUUUUAUGGCAAAUUUGGAAAACCAGGAAUAAAAAUGUUUUUGAUAACAUGGUGGUGCAACCUUCUGAAGUCUCUUUAGUAAGUUGUCAGGCGUCUACAGAAUUUGCUAAUAGUCAGGUGGAUAUAUCUCCUUCGUUUCCAAUUCUGGAAAAUAGGGUUCCUCAGCAACUCAGAUGGAUACCUCCACCACAGGGCAUACUCAAGCUCAAUUAUGAUGCAGCCACUGAUCACAAACAUAAAUUUGGUACAAUUGGAGUUAUAGCUAGAGAUAAUUUGGGAGUUACAAAAGGGAGAUUCACAGCGUUCUUUCGAUUCAUAUGGGAUCCUGGAGUUCUAGAGUUUCUAGCGUUACGGGAAGCUAUGAUUUGGGCACUGAAAAUGGGAUGGUUUUCUGUGAUUUUUGAAGGAGAUGCCGCUCAAAUUUCUUAAGUUAUGCACCAACAAUCUAUAUGUAAUUCAUCUGUUUGGAGAAUUUAUCGGGAUACUUUGCAUCUCCAAUCUAGGUUUCAUGAAUCACAGGUUCGGUAUGUCUCAAGACGUUUUAAUGCAGAGGCUCAUAACUUAGCUCAAUCAUGUAAAAGUUCUUUUCUGCAGAUGCAAGUUUAGAGUUAUUUGCUUUCUUGUAUUUGUACUCACAUAUUUAUUUCCUUAAUA
This is a messenger RNA of Mercurialis annua (annual mercury), 3921 nucleotides long. RefSeq lists its product as uncharacterized. Bases 1 to 3696 code for a protein of 1231 amino acids. The transcript has 3 exons. NCBI's taxonomy places the organism in Eukaryota, Viridiplantae, Streptophyta, Magnoliopsida, Malpighiales, Euphorbiaceae. The record is from RefSeq and is a predicted model, not a curated record. Gene Ontology annotation, molecular function: nucleic acid binding; RNA-DNA hybrid ribonuclease activity.